GUGGCGUCUUCCUCCCUUCCCCACCAUGUCGCUGGACCUGAGCUGGUCCUUGCUAGACCAGACGUUGCAAGAGGGGCUUCGAGAGAAGCUCAAUAGCGUCCUGGCCAAUGCGUCUCGGCCGGACUUUCUCGGGCCCAUCAGCUUGGUCAGCUUGAAUUUGGGCAGCGAGGCGCCCGACGUGUGCAUCGUCGAUGUCGGCGAUGUCUGGGACGGCUUUCUCUCGAGGGAUGAUGAGGAAGAGGAAGGGACGGAAGGAACGGGAAGCAGAGACGCGGGCAGGGGGUCACCCCUCGAUGGUGCAUACCAAGAUGGCGAUAGCAGUGGGCGACGUCACCCGACGGCACGGCGAAAGAGGCGGGGGAGGACAGGGUCUGACCUUCAAGUACAGGGCAGGGAAUAUGGACAUGGAUCCCACGAGAAACCCAACAACCAGUUUGAACGAUUCGCGGAAAAGAAUCUUCCUUUCGCCAUUGAUCAGAACCCGCCUUUCUCCUCGUCACGUCGUGCUGGUCCGCAAAAUGACCGCUUGCGAUUGCAGACUUUCCGCCAGUACUCUUCGUCGGAGGCCCAGCUCGUCGAUUCAGGUUCUCAAUAUAGCGUGCCGGUGUCAGGUGCAGGAGCAAGGGGGCUAGGAAAUACAGUACCGCCUUCGAUCGUUACAGGAUCUGGCUGGGCCCCAUCCCCGGGAGCAGCAGGAGCAGGAGCGCCUUGGAAUUGGAGUGCUGGUCUCCAUGGGCACGCAGUGCAACGAAGGAGCAGCUCACAUUACGGCUACCCGAACGGAGGUCUCGGCGGCGCUGCUGGCGCAAUGGUGGGAGCAAACAAUGGGAGCAUGACACCGUCUGGCUAUUUCCCAGCCUGGGCCGGUGCGGCUGGCCCUCUCCCAAUGCCACCGCGUCCAAACGACUGGCGUCGGGCGUCGACGUCCAUCGCUCGCGGCAUCUCACCCCCUCUCCACGAUACGCCCGAAGACAUGCACCCUCAGGCGCAGACGGGGAAAGCCGAGAGCACGACGCUGCCCUCAGUCCAGCUUCACCUCUCCUUGGCCUGGUCGACGCAAGCCAUCCGCCUGACCAUCUCGACGUCCCUCCUUGUCAAUCACCCGUCACCCGCAUUCAUGAGCCUCCCCAUGACAAUCACUCUCACUUCGCUCAUCCUCCAGGCCGGUGCACUUCUGGCUUUCGAGGGGGAAGACACGACUGGCCGCGGCCGAAAGGCACACUUCUGCCUUACCGUCGAGGAAGACGAGGAGCAGGACCCACAGGCUGGACAGACGGGCGACGAAGACUUGCUCUCAGCGACGGACAACGAAGAGUUGUCGUCGGACGAACAGCAGUCGCAACAGCGCCGCCGAGCGCUGCUCCUGAAGAAGCGCCAGCAGAUCUUCUCUUCUGCCCCUCCGUCGUCUUCUUCCUCCUCCUCGUACAUGCCCUACUUUCGGCCGCCUACGCCUGGCGAAAAGAUUCUGCCCCACAUCACCCUCGAGACAAGCGUGGGCCAAGCUGACAAGCACGUCCUCAAAAACGUCGCAAAGGUCGAGCGCUUCGUCGUCGACCUCAUCCGAAAGGCAAUCGGAGACGAGCUCGUCUUUCCAAAUUUCUACAGCGUCGAACUGCCCCGAUGACGCUUUGUCGCUGUUUUAUUCACACCUCUGUGUACCACCAGACGAAAUUGCAGAUGAUACCCCUUCCUAAAUCUUGCAUUUCUUUGGUCUCUUCUGGCUUCUUGAG
Messenger RNA from Acaromyces ingoldii, 1730 nucleotides. RefSeq lists its product as hypothetical. Gene Ontology annotation, cellular component: ERMES complex. The transcript has a single exon. Gene Ontology annotation, biological process: mitochondrion organization; phospholipid transport. Bases 26 to 1624 code for a protein of 532 amino acids. Gene Ontology annotation, molecular function: lipid binding. Lineage: Eukaryota; Fungi; Basidiomycota; Exobasidiomycetes; Exobasidiales; Cryptobasidiaceae. The record is from RefSeq and is a predicted model, not a curated record.